CACCCCUGUGAAGCAGGUUUGGCUGAGAAAGAAUGACUAGUGGAAGGUCUACCGAAGAUCUGAGUAGGAAUGUGAACCCAGAUCUUCUUAGCCCUAAUUCAAAACAAGCAAAAAUUAUUCUACAUCUUCAGCAUAAUCCGAAAGUGUACUACUGAGGCUGUGCCACUUCUUUCUGUGAAGUUUGGGUACCAAAAUGACUGCAAGACAGGAGGCAGUGAAACUGCACCACCACAGCUGUUGCACAGCUGCAAGGCUGCUCGGAAGCUAGAUCUGAAAUGCAACUUGUAACUGAUCACAGCUGUCAAAAAAGAGGCUCCAUUCACUCCGCGCUCGCCCGGGUCGCUGCUGCCGCCGCCGCCGCUGCUCCUUCGCUUCCCGCGGCUGCUCCUCCGGGAUAACAAAGUUGGAAGAGGAGAGGGCUGGUGGGAAACAUGAGCGAGCUGGAAGGGGACUUUGCCAAGCUCUUGCUGCUGAAGGAUGAGCGCAUUAAAGAGCUGGAGAAGCGCCUGUCGGAGAAGGACGAGGAGAUCCAGGAGCUGAAGAGGAAGCUGCACAAGUGUCAGUCGGUGCUGCCCGCGCCCACCACCCACAUCGGACCGCGCACCACCCGGGCGCAGGGCAUCUCCGCCGAGCCCCAGACCUAUCGCUCCUUCCACGACCUCAGGCAGGCGUUUCGCAAAUUCACCAAAUCCGAAAGGUCAAAGGAUCUAAUAAAGGAAGCUAUUCUUGACAAUGACUUCAUGAAGAAUCUGGAGCUGUCACAGAUCCAAGAAAUUGUGGAUUGUAUGUAUCCAGUGGAAUAUGGCAAGGACAGUUGCAUCAUCAAAGAAGGAGAUGUGGGUUCACUGGUGUAUGUCAUGGAAGAUGGAAAGGUUGAGGUGACAAAGGAAGGUGUAAAGCUGUGUACCAUGGGUCCUGGCAAGGUAUUUGGGGAACUGGCCAUCCUUUACAACUGCACCCGGACAGCCACCGUCAAAACUCUCGUAAAUGUGAAACUUUGGGCUAUUGAUCGGCAAUGUUUUCAAACAAUAAUGAUGAGGACUGGCCUCAUCAAGCAUACAGAGUAUAUGGAAUUUUUGAAAAGCGUACCAACAUUCCAGAGCCUCCCUGAAGAGAUACUCAGUAAGCUUGCUGAUGUUCUUGAAGAGACACACUAUGAAAAUGGAGAGUACAUUAUCAGACAAGGUGCUCGAGGGGACACUUUCUUCAUAAUCAGCAAAGGCAAGGUAAAUGUUACUCGGGAAGAUUCUCCUGGGGAAGAUCCAAUCUUUCUCCGUACAUUAGGAAAAGGAGAUUGGUUUGGAGAAAAAGCCCUCCAGGGGGAAGAUGUCAGGACAGCCAAUGUAAUUGCUGCUGAAGCUGUAACGUGUCUUGUCAUCGACAGAGACUCAUUCAAACAUUUGAUUGGGGGCCUGGAUGAUGUUUCCAACAAAGCAUAUGAGGAUGCUGAAGCAAAAGCAAAAUAUGAAGCCGAAGCUGCCUUCUUCGCCAACCUGAAACUGUCUGACUUCAACAUUAUCGACACCCUUGGAGUUGGAGGUUUUGGAAGAGUUGAGCUGGUCCAGUUGAAAAGUGAUGAAUCAAAAACGUUUGCAAUGAAGAUAUUAAAGAAGCGCCACAUCGUAGACACAAGGCAACAGGAGCACAUACGCUCAGAGAAGCAGAUCAUGCAAGGGGCGCACUCUGAUUUUAUUGUGAGGCUAUACAGGACAUUCAAGGACAGCAAAUAUUUAUAUAUGUUGAUGGAAGCUUGUUUAGGAGGAGAGCUUUGGACAAUUCUCAGGGACAGAGGUUCAUUUGAAGAUUCUACAACCAGAUUUUAUACAGCAUGUGUGGUAGAAGCUUUUGCCUAUCUGCAUUCCAAAGGAAUCAUUUAUAGGGACCUCAAGCCAGAAAACCUCAUCCUAGAUCAUCGAGGUUAUGCCAAACUGGUCGAUUUUGGCUUUGCAAAAAAAAUAGGAUUUGGAAAGAAAACAUGGACUUUUUGUGGAACUCCAGAGUACGUAGCCCCAGAGAUCAUCCUGAACAAAGGUCAUGACAUUUCAGCAGACUACUGGUCACUGGGAAUCUUAAUGUAUGAGCUCUUGACUGGCAGUCCACCUUUCUCAGGCCCAGACCCCAUGAAAACCUAUAACAUCAUAUUAAGGGGGAUUGACAUGAUUGAAUUUCCAAAGAAGAUUGCCAAAAAUGCUGCUAACCUAAUUAAAAAACUAUGCAGGGACAACCCAUCAGAAAGAUUAGGGAACUUGAAAAACGGAGUGAAGGAUAUUCAAAAGCACAAGUGGUUUGAAGGCUUUAACUGGGAAGGUUUAAGAAAAGGUACAUUGACGCCUCCUAUAAUACCAAGUGUUGCAUCUCCCACAGAUACAAGCAAUUUUGAUAGUUUCCCUGAGGACAACGAUGAACCACCACCUGAUGACAACUCAGGCUGGGACAUAGACUUUUAAUGUAUCUCUCUUACCUGCUUCUGCCUUGCUGAAGACAGCUUCCUGAGACAUGGCUGCCAGCAGACCUGAAGGAAUUGGGAAGGAUUAGUGCUCGGGGUCACCACGAUGCCUUGAUUGAUGCUGCUACAGUAACUACAGUGGCAUUAGGACUUAUCGCUUAGAUGACAAUAGUGCUCUUCACAUGUUUUCUGUUUGAACUUACCAUAGCAGUUGACAUGGUGGUCCUGAAGCAAAGCCUUUUUCACUGGUAAAUAAAUGUGUUUUCUAUCACUGUAAUGAA
Molecule: messenger RNA, 2727 nt
Organism: Heteronotia binoei (common prickly gecko)
Lineage: Eukaryota; Metazoa; Chordata; Lepidosauria; Squamata; Gekkonidae
Gene: PRKG1
Product: protein kinase cGMP-dependent 1
Exons: 20
Coding region: 432-2447 (671 amino acids)
Biological process (GO): protein phosphorylation
Molecular function (GO): ATP binding; cGMP-dependent protein kinase activity
Source: RefSeq, a predicted model, not a curated record